Molecule: messenger RNA, 2193 nt
Organism: Tupaia belangeri chinensis (Chinese tree shrew)
Lineage: Eukaryota; Metazoa; Chordata; Mammalia; Scandentia; Tupaiidae
Gene: NOCT
Product: nocturnin
Exons: 3
Coding region: 698-1795 (365 amino acids)
Biological process (GO): circadian rhythm
Molecular function (GO): poly(A)-specific ribonuclease activity
Source: RefSeq, a predicted model, not a curated record
AACCCCUUCUCCCUCCCUCCUUUCAGGAUUUCUGGGCGCGCAUGCACACGUGCCUUAAUUAAGGCUGUGGAACUUUGUGCAAAUCAUUUCCCCCCCCUUUCAAGCGACGGGAAAUCUUCCACUGGUCUUGUUGAAAACGUGAGCUGGCUGUACAGUGUCACUUCAGUGUUUUCUCGAGCAGGGUUGGCAGGCUUUUUCUGUAAAGAGCCAGCUAGUAUGUAUUUUCGGCUUUGGGGACCAUAUGUCUGUCCCAGCUCUGCUGUUGCAGUGGGGAAGCAGCUCUAGACGGUACAGUAUGGAGCUUCACUCACAGAGGCUGAAGUCUGAAUUUCGUAGCAUUUUCACAUGCUGUCAGAUGCUACCGUUCUUAAGAAUUUUUUUCAGCCAUUGAAGAAAUGGAGAGGCCUUCAUUCAUGACAGGGAGACGGGAGCAGGACACUGGCCAGAUGGGGCUUGUGGGCCAUUGUUUGUGGACCUCUGGUCUAGCGAUAACUCUGCUGUCAGCAGAGUGCGCCUUUCGGUUUUCAUAUUUCCAUUCACAACUGGGUAAACAGGCCCAGAAAAGCCAGCGAUCGACACCAGCAGCUUUCUGGGCUCAGCUUUCUCAGUCUCCCCUUGGAGCUCUGCAGGGAAGGUCCAGCGUGGGCAGUGACUGGCAGCCAACCAGCCCGCGGAGCUCGGGUCAGAGGCGAGUCCCAUGGGAACCGGUACGAGCAGACUCUACAGUGCUCUCGCCAAGACACUCAGCAGCAGCGCGGCCUCCCAGCACCCGGAGUACUUGGUGCCCCCCGACCCCGAACACCUGGAGCCCAUCGAUCCCAAAGAGCUUCUCGAGGAAUGCAGGGCUGUCCUGCACACUCGGCCUCCCCGGUUCCAGAGGGAUUUUGUGGACCUGAGGACAGACUGCCGCAGCAGCCACCCACCCAUCAGGGUCAUGCAGUGGAACAUCCUGGCCCAAGCUCUCGGAGAAGGCAAAGACAACUUUGUGCAGUGCCCCGUUGAAGCGCUCAAGUGGGAAGAAAGGAAAUGUCUCAUCUUGGAAGAAAUCCUAGCCUACCAGCCGGAUAUCCUGUGCCUCCAAGAGGUGGACCACUACUUCGACACCUUCCAGCCACUCCUCAGCAGACUGGGCUAUCGAGGCACGUUCUUCCCCAAGCCCUGGUCACCUUGUCUGGAUGUGGAACACAACAACGGACCGGAUGGCUGUGCCUUAUUUUUCCUCCAGAACCGCUUCAAUCUAGUCAACAGUGCCAACAUCCGGCUGACGGCCAUGACACUGAAAACCAACCAGGUGGCCAUCGCACAGACCCUGGAGUGCAAGGAGUCGGGGCGGCAGUUCUGCAUCGCCGUCACCCACUUAAAAGCACGCACUGGCUGGGAGCGGUUUCGGUCAGCCCAAGGUUGCGAUCUUCUCCAGAACCUGCAGAACAUCACGCAGGGAGCCAAGAUCCCCCUCAUCGUCUGCGGGGACUUCAACGCAGAGCCCACAGAAGAGGUCUACAAACACUUCGCGUCCUCCAGCCUCAACCUGAACAGCGCCUACAAGCUGCUGAGCGCCGACGGGCAGUCGGAGCCCCCGUACACCACCUGGAAGAUCCGGACCUCGGGGGAGUGCCGGCACACCCUGGAUUAUAUCUGGUAUUCCCAGCACGCCCUGAGCGUGAGGUCGGCCCUCGAUCUGCUCACCGAGGAGCAGAUCGGCCCCAACCGGCUCCCGUCCUUUCACUACCCAUCAGACCACCUGUCUCUAGUGUGUGACUUCAGCUUUAACGAGGAGCCCCAAGGACUUCUAUAAAUCCUCCUCUGCCCCUUUUUAAUCGCGAGAGUCUUAACUAGGGGUGUUCCAGGAAACUGACAUAGGAUACGAGGUCGCCUGAGGGAGUCCCGGUUUCUGUCACUUCACUGUCCGUGUGUCCAGCAGACUGCUGGAAAAGCAGCCCGUUAGUUCCCAAACCUCGUCCGUGAAAACCUCUAGCGGAAAAAAGGCAUUGGCACUCCAGUUUUUGGCUCGUCUUGUUUCCUUUGCCUUCGUGUUAGAUUCUGAUCAUUUAGGGGCAGUGAAUUUAGCCUUGUUUCGAAGCUUUUUCAGUUUGACGAUGCUAUGAAAACCCAGAUGCGCUGGAGUCCUCCCUUAUUAGUAAGUAUUUAGGAGCAAUUUCUCCAGACAGCAUUUCACUGUAUUUAUUUGUGGUU